AUGAUUGAAAAACCUUAUACUUUAAUAUUGGAUUUAGAUGAAACAUUAGGUCAUUUCAAUUAAUAAAAAUAAUAAUUUGUAUAGAGGCCUUAUUUGUAAGAGUUUUUAAAUGAUCUUUCUAAAUUUUAUGAAUUAAUCAUAUUUACUGCAGGAAUAAAGGAAUACGCAGAUUAAACAGUGACAGAAUUCGACAAAAAUAAAUUAAUUUAACAUAAAUUAUAUAGAUAACAUUGUUAAAUUUAAGGAUUAGUGUACAUUAAGGAUUUAAGCCGUGUAGGAAGAGAUCUAAAAAAAACAAUUAUUUUAGAUAAUAAUCAUCAUAAUUUUUAAUAAUAACCUGAUAAUGCUAUUUUCGUAAAAAGCUGGUUUGAUGAUAAGGAAGACGAUGAAUUACUAUUUCUUAAAAAAAUACUUAUAAGUAAAAUUUUUAUUUAAUAUUAUUAAUUAAAAAAUAUAAUAGAAAUUGCUGAAAGUAAAACAAAAGAUGUGAGAAAAAGUUUAUAAAAAUAUAGAGAUUUUAUAGUAAGAUAAAUAUCUUAAUAAAAAAAUAUAUGA
This is a messenger RNA of Ichthyophthirius multifiliis, 555 nucleotides long. RefSeq lists its product as hypothetical. The transcript is spliced from 2 exons. Gene Ontology annotation, molecular function: phosphoprotein phosphatase activity. NCBI's taxonomy places the organism in Eukaryota, Ciliophora, Oligohymenophorea, Hymenostomatida. The record is from RefSeq and is a predicted model, not a curated record.